UGUGGGCGUGUCCAGGUCCCGGUGGACGGUGCCGUGUCCCGGGGAGUGUCCCUGUCCCUGUCCCGGUCCCGGUGCCGCGUCCCGUUCCCGAGGCGUGUCCCGUUCACGGGGUGUGUCCCAUCCCCGAGGCGUGUCCCGGUGCCGUGGGCGGGCCGCGCCGAGGCCGCCAUGGCGCUGAGCGGGGCCCUGGCGCUCCGUGUCGCCUACGCGUCCUUCGGCGCCCUGAGCGGCCUCUCGGCCUUCUGCGCCUGGAGCGUCGUUCCCGCGCUGCGCCAGCCCGGCACGGCUGCGGCCGGCGGGCUCUCGGGUGUGCUGGCGCUCUGGGCCCUAAUCACGCAUGUGAUGUACCUGCAGGAUUACUGGAGGACCUGGUUAAAAGGGCUGAGGUUCUUCCUCUCCGUCGGGAUCCUCUUCUCUGCCCUCUCCGGGCUGGGCUUCUGCGCCUUCCUGGCCCUGGCCAUCACCCAGCACCAGUCCCUGACUGACCCCAAGAGCUAUUACCUGUCCUGCGUGUGGAGCUUCAUGGCGCUGAAGUGGGCGCUGCUGCUGAGCCUCUACUCGCACCGCUACCGCGCCGAGUUCGCCGACAUCAGCAUCCUCAGCGACUUCUGAGCCUCCCAGAAAGGUCUCCGCCUCGAUGGAAGCAGCUCCAGCACCCAAAACCCCACAGGAGCCUCCCUGGAGAGAGGAGGGAAUGACCCCCAAACCCCGACAGCCCCGGGGACCCCAAAAACUUUAGGGAUGAGCCCGAGGGAGCCGCAGCAGGAGCUGCCUGGGGCUGCUUCAGGAACUCGGGGCCGUGAUUCAUUCGGGAAAGGAUUGAUCCCAAUUCCUCCUCCGGGACUGCCGGGAAGCCGAGCCCCUCGAGCAGGAAAAUCCCUCUGGGAUGAGGGGAAGGGGAAGGGCUGGAGCCCCCCAAGGAGCCCUCCCAGGACCUCGGGGGUCCCCCCGCUUUCAUCCCGCUCCGUGGGAUGUUCCAUGGAUUGUGUUCCCAUGGAUGAGGAUCCGGGGGGAUUUGGGGGCUGCUGACCCCCCCAGGGACCCCCGGCCACUCCUGCCCCGCAGAUGGAGCCUCAAGAACUCCCGGGUGGAACCCCAAAAUCCCUUGGGAUUUACUGGAAUCCAGGCUGGAGACGGAGCCAACGGGAAUUUGGGGAUUUUGGGAACUCUGAGGGGGUUUGGGCUCUUUUGGGGGCGGGGAAAGGACGAUGGAGGUGUUGGGGUGACAGAACAACCCCAAUAAAGCCCAGGGGGAAUUUCCCAAGGUUCAAUCCUUGUUUUUCCUAAGGAAAUGGUGCUGCCGGGUCCCCCCUGCACCUCCCUGGGCUGGGUAAUUUUAUGAAUCAGGCAAAAAAAAAAAAAUCAGGGUUUUUUGCUUGUUCUGGCAGAAAAAAGAGGGGGAAAAUCCCUUCCAGGGAGGCUGCAACAGGCCUGAGCUCCCAAAUAUUCCAUGGAGAGGAAUUCCUGUUGGGAUCAGAUUUGGGGCGCACCAGAGAAUCCACAGGAAGGCCCAGAGUGACUUUUUCUGCCCAAUUCCCAAUUUUUAUGUGCAGUGGGAGUGGAUUCUCUGCUCCGGGGAGUCGACUGCAGCCUUAAAAAAACUCUGGAGGUGCUUAAAAAAGUGAAAAUUCCAUAAAAACAGGGCUGUGGUGGCUUCGUUCGGCGCCUCACGGGAAGGAUUUUACAGCUGAGAAACAAAAUCGGCUUCAGAAGUCAAAACCUUCUUUCAACAAAUAAUUGUGCUUGAAAAAUAAAGGGCAAAAACUUAUCUGUGGGAGUGAGACUCCAGUUUCUAAUCAAAUUUUUUUUAAAGGUGAAAUAUAUUUUUAAAAAAUAUUUUCAAGUAUUUUGCUGCGUCUUGAUUGUUUAAAAAAUAAACCCCUGCAUUGUAAAUGAGAAAAAAAAACCACUUUAACAUGAGCCAAAACCCCUUAAAAUGAGGAAAACAUCAUCCUAGUGAGCCUUCUGACCCAUUUUGGGGGGAAAGGCCCCCAAAAAAAUCCGUGCAUGGUAAAUUCCAGCAGGAUGCAGCUUGGGAGGUCCCUCCAUCCCCCCUGGGACCCCCACCCAGGGACCCCCACCCUGAACCACACCAAGGGUUUCCAUUCCUUUUUUUCUUUUAAAAUUUCAUUGGUUUUGUUUUUUGUUUUGUUUUGUUUUUAUACAAAAUCUGCUCCCGGAGCCGUCCCCACCCCCAGCUCGGGGCUGCGUCCCCGCUGUCCCCAGAGGCAGGACAGGGCCUGGCCCUGCUGGGAGCCCCUCGGGCUGCAGGGAAGGCUUUGGGGAAAUGGGAAAAGGGAAAUCGGGGUGGAACGCUCGCGUUGGAGGCUCUGGAUCCUCCCGUCACCCCUGGGUGGGGACAGGGACGGGGACAGGGGGGUCGGGGCAUCCCCGGGGGUCCCCAGUGGGAUCUGGGGAGGGGCUCAGGGGCUGGACCCACACCCAGCCAGGGCCCUGGGGGGCUGGAAGGGCUCGAGGCACCUCGGCAGGAGGGGAAGGUUCCCGAAAUUCCCCCGGGAAGAGGAGUCGGGGUCACACCAGGGUCCAUAGUGCAAAGGGGGCAGCGAGGGCAGAGGGACCCCCGGGCACGGCCACGCUCCAGCCUCGCUCUGCCCUCGCUGGGAGAGCCCCAAAGCUUCCUUGGGGGGCUCAAAACUUUCCUUGGAGAGCUCAAAACCUUCCUGGGGGGCACCAAAUCUUCCUACGGGGGCCUCCAAACCUUCAUUGGGGGGCACCAAAUCUUCCUUGGGGGGCUCAAAACUUUCUUUGGAGAGCUCAAAACCUUCCUGGGGGGCACCAAAUCUUCCUUGGGAUGCUCAAAACUUUCCUUGGGGGCUCCAAAUCUUCCUUGGGAUGCUCAAAACUUUCCUUGGAGAGCUCAAAACCUUCCUUGGGGGGCACCAAAUCUUCCUUGUGAUGCUCAAAACCUUCCUUGGGGGGCACCAAAUCUUCCUUGGGGGGCU
This is a messenger RNA of Passer montanus (Eurasian tree sparrow), 2963 nucleotides long. RefSeq names its product solute carrier family 48 member 1 (gene SLC48A1). Gene Ontology annotation, biological process: heme transport. The transcript has 4 exons. Bases 169 to 612 code for a protein of 147 amino acids. Gene Ontology annotation, cellular component: lysosomal membrane; plasma membrane. Lineage: Eukaryota; Metazoa; Chordata; Aves; Passeriformes; Passeridae. Gene Ontology annotation, molecular function: heme transmembrane transporter activity; heme binding. The record is from RefSeq and is a predicted model, not a curated record.